Aureobasidium namibiae CBS 147.97 is the source of this 828-nucleotide messenger RNA. RefSeq lists its product as uncharacterized. The record is from RefSeq and is a predicted model, not a curated record. NCBI's taxonomy places the organism in Eukaryota, Fungi, Ascomycota, Dothideomycetes, Dothideales, Saccotheciaceae. The coding region runs from base 1 to 828 and encodes 275 amino acids. The transcript has a single exon.
AUGGCUACCAAGGCACACUGCGCCUACUGCUUCGAAUCGCUCGUCGCCAGCUUCGAAAGACGAAAGCCACUAUCCCUAUCCCAGAUCGAACAACUCUGGACCGAACAACAAGGAACAGAAGAGGAGGACACCACAACAGACGUCGACGACGAUCUAGACCCAAGCACAUCUCGCGUACCCGCCAUCUCACGCCUCUUGAGCAGCAGCGGAACACCCACCUCAAACUCGUCCUCAUCCAGCCUGACCUCCCGCUCAACCCAAGCCUCCACACCCUCCAGCGCGACCUCUGUAUCCUCUCGCUCCACAACCUUCCCCUCGGACUCCUACCCUCUGUUCGUAACCUGGAACACCAUCUCCCCACGCAGUGGUCAAAAGUCCCUGCGCGGCUGCAUCGGCACCUUCGCCCCUCAACCCUUAGAACAAGGUCUCGCUGACUACGCUUUGACGUCUGCGUUCGAGGACUCUCGCUUCCCACCUAUACCCUCUUCUCAACUACCACAAUUGCAAUGUUGCGUUACACUGUUGACUAACUUCUCCAACCCCACCCGUGACAUAUUGGCUUGGGAGGUGGGCAAGCAUGGUAUUAGGAUCAGUUUUGUGUAUCAGGGCAGGAAGCUGGGGGCCACGUAUUUGCCUGACGUGGCGAAGGAGCAAGGGUGGACAAAGGAGGAGGCGUUGGUGUCUCUGAUGAGGAAGGCCGGAUGGUCGGGGAGAAAGGAUGAGUGGAGGAGGGUCGCUGCGAACAUGGAGUUGGUUACUUAUGAGGGCAAGAAGGUGGAUCUGGGAUACGCCGAGUUUAAGGAGUGGAGAGACAAGGUCGGCGCGUGA